UGUUGAGAGCUUUAAAUGCUCUCAUUCUCUCGUCUAACCAUUAAAACCGGAGAGGGGAAUACUUUGUCUUUGGACUGCAGUGGCUUGUAUAAUUACAUCCCAAGUCGCGGACCACUUGUGAAUUACAAACUCGUACGUCUUAAGUUUCUUUCUUUGCCUAGAAAAACAAAAAAGAUUAUGAAUAGUAGAGGAAGACGGGUUUGGGGUUUCAUUCUGUUGUUUAUGUUUCUAGCAUUUUUAGAGACAGAAGGUCCAAACUUUUUGUCCCUUAGGGUUGCAAAAUUUUGGAAUUCUGAUGCUGAAUUUAUCAAUCAAAAGCAUUCCAGGAGGAAACUUGAUGAUGUAGCUGGUGAUAUAAAUAUUGAUUGUGGAAUUUCAGAAGAUUCAAUCUCUACUAAUGAGAAAACUCACAUGCCAUACAAUUCAGACAAGACAUAUAUCGAUACAGGAGUGAAUAAGAUGAUAUCUGCCGACUAUAAUUCUUAUGGUCUUCCAAUUUCUUUGCGAACUGUCAGGUUUUUUCCAGAAAGAAACAGAAGCUGCUAUACUCUGAGGCCACCUGAAGGCAAAGCUAAAAUCUACAUCAUCAGAGCCUACUUCAUGUAUGGAAAUUAUGAUAAUCUAGACAAGUUGCCGCAGUUCAGUUUAUUUCUUGGAGUUAAUUUGUGGGGUACAGUAAAGUUUGACAAUGCAUCUCAUAUUGUAAUAAAGGAAAUUAUACAUGUCCCUGUAAGGGAUCAAAUAUAUGUCUGUCUCCUAAAUACUGGUUUAGGAACCCCUUUCAUGUCAGCUUUAGAGGCAAGGCAUUACCAUAUUGAUACAUACAAAACAGAAUCUGGAAAAUCAUUAGUCGGGUUCCAGCGGCUCGAUUUUGGAUCAACAACUGAUGAGAUAAGGUACCCUGAUGAUGUUUAUGAUCGCAUAUGGUAUCAUUCGAGCUGCUCCGAAUGUGUUUCGUUGAGCACUUCCAAUGAAGUUGACUCCCUUAAUAGAAGUGACUUCAAUCUACCAUCAAAAGUUAUGCAAACUGCAGUCAAGCCAAUGAAUGCUAAUGAACCGCUAAAUCUUGAAUUUGAUAUUGGAGAUCCCAAUACAAAAUUCCAGGUUUACAUUCAUUUUGCUGAAGUUGAAGUUCUCAAAAGGAAUCAAUCUAGAACAUUCAACAUUGUUUUAAAUGAUAAGCUAUUAAGUGAAGUAGUUGAUCUUAAGUACCUGCAGUCAAAAACAAUAACUACCAUGCAGGCGGUGAGAGGAGCCAGGCUCAGCCUUUCUCUCAAUAAGUUGCCUAGUUCUACUCUUCCGCCCAUAUUGAAUGCACUGGAAAUAUAUUUAGUUUAUGAUUUCUGGCAGAAUCAGACAGACAUGGAAGAUGUUAAUGCUAUCGAAGAUAUUAAGUCAUAUUAUAAGGUGAGUAAAGUCUGGCAAGGAGACCCAUGCAUGCCUUCUCCAUCCUGGGAGGGCUUGAAUUGCAGCAACCAAGGCUAUGAACCCCCAAGAAUUAUCUCCUUGAAUUUGUCAUCGAGUGGAUUAACAGGAGAAAUAUAUCCUUCAUUGUCCAAACUUAAAUUAUUGCAGUACCUGGAUUUAUCAAAUAAUAGCUUAACAGGAGGACUACCUGAAUUUCUCUCUGAACUACAAAAUUUGACGACUUUGAAUUUAGAAGGAAACAAACUAUCUGGUUCAGUUCCUUUGGCUCUGAUGGAAAGAUCCAAUAAUGGGUUGUUAUCAUUAAGACUAAAUGGGAAUCCGAAGAUUUGUUGGUCGCCUCCAUGCAAGGAACAGAAGAAGAGUAUUGUAGUUCCACUUGUAGCAACUAUUGUUCCAUUUGUGCUAAUCCUGAUGGCAUUAAUUAUUCUGUGGAGAUACAAAAGGAGAAAAGCUGCGGGGACUUUUGUCAAUUCCAAGGAAGGAGAAGGAUCAUCCUUAAAGUCAGACAACAGACAAUUUAGUUAUGCUGAGAUUGUAAGAAUUACUAACAGUUUUAGCACCGUUAUUGGGAAAGGAGGAUUUGGAACAGUUUACCAUGGCUACUUGCCUGAUGGGACCGAAGUUGCUGUCAAAAUGAUCUCUUCUGCAUCAGAUCAUGGAUCGAGUCAAUUUCGAACUGAAGCUCAGCUCUUGAUGAGAAUUCAUCACAGGAAUUUAACUUCCUUUAUUGGUUACUGCAAUGAAGCUAGUAAUGUUGGGAUAAUCUAUGAGUACAUUGCCUAUGGAAAUCUCCAGCAAUAUCUAUCAGAUAAGUCAAUUGAGGUUUUGAGUUGGAAGGAGAGACUGCAAAUUGCAUUGGAUGCAGCACAAGGGAUAGAGUACUUGCACCUUGGUUGCAAGCCUCCUAUAAUACAUAGAGAUGUGAAGAGUGCAAACAUUUUGUUAACUGAUAAUUUGCAGGCCAAAAUCUCUGAUUUUGGGUUCUCAAGGUUUAAUUCAUCUGAAAGUAGAAGUCAUAUAUCAACUAAUGUCAUUGGAACCCUUGGUUACCUUGAUCCAGAAUAUUACACAAACAACAGGCUCACAGAGAGAAGUGAUGUUUACAGCUUUGGAAUAGUACUUCUAGAGCUAAUUACAGGCAAGCCUGCAAUAAUAAAAAACCGAGAUGAGAAUGUUCAUAUUGUUAAUUGGGUGAGUCCUUAUAUCGAAAGAGGCGAUAUAAGAAGUGCUGUUGAUCCAAGACUGGAAGGAAACUUUGAGACGAAUUCCGUUUGGAAAUUCAUGGAGAUAGCAAUGUCAUGUGUGCCAUCAAUCUCCGUUCAAAGACCAACCAUGAACCAAGUAGUUGCAGAAUUAAAGGAAUGUUUGGUAACAGAAAUUGGUCGUGAACAGAGAUGCAGAAUGGAAGAGCAAAGAAUGAGAUUAAGCAAUUCUUUUGAAAUGAUUUCUGUGGAUCUUGCAACUGAACGUGGUCCAGAAGCAAGGAACCUCUCUCACUCUCACCCACAAGCCAAUUGGUGCAUAUCAAAAAUGGAUAUUUUCUUGGUUUUGGCCUUGGCAACAUUACCCGUUGCACUGUUUCUGAAUCCUGCAUAUGCACAAGAUACUGUUGUUCCUGCUAUAAUUACAUUUGGUGAUUCUGCUGUAGAUGUUGGCAACAAUGACUAUCUCCCAACAAUCUACAAGGCCAAUUAUCCUCCUUAUGGAAGAGACUUUGUUAAUCAUCAACCUACUGGAAGGUUCUGCAAUGGCAAACUAGCCACCGACAUAACCGCUGAAAGUCUAGGGUUUAAGACUUAUCCACCUGCAUACCUGAGCCCAGAUGCAUCAGGAAAAAACCUUCUUAUUGGAGCUAAUUUUGCAUCAGCUGCUUCUGGUUAUGAUGACAAAGCUGCAACAGUAAAUCAUGCAAUUCCAUUACCUCAACAGUUACAGUACUUCAGGGAGUACAAGGGUAGGCUUGCCAAGGUGGCUGGUUCUGCCAAAUCAGCAUCUAUUAUUAAGGAUGCAUUGUACAUAUUAAGUGCAGGAAGUAGUGAUUUCGUCCAGAAUUACUAUGUUAAUCCUCUGUUAAACAAACUCUAUACUCCUGAUCAAUAUGGCUCAUAUCUUGUCGGUUCCUUUUCAAGCUUUGUUAAGGAUUUAUAUGGAUUGGGAGCAAGAAGAAUCGGAGUAACUUCACUUCCACCACUGGGUUGCCUUCCUGCAGCUCGAACCUUAUUUGGGUUUCAUCAAAGUGGGUGUGUCUCAAGGAUCAACAGUGACGCACAGCAGUUUAACAAGAAGAUCAAUUCAACGGUUAUAAAUCUCCAAAAGCAACUUCCUGAUCUAAAGAUUGUUGUCUUUGACAUUUUCACACCACUCUAUGACCUUGUCAAAACUCCUUCAAAAUAUGGUUUUGUGGAAGCUACAAAAGGUUGUUGUGGGACAGGGAGAGUAGAGACAACAUCAUUGUUGUGCAAUCCAAAGUCUCUGGGAACUUGUUCUAAUGCAACCCAAUAUGUGUUUUUUGACAGUGUUCAUCCAUCUCAGGCUGCUAAUCAGGUUCUUGCAGAUGCUCUGCUUGUUCAGGGAUUCUCCCUUCUCUGAAGAGAAUAAAUUACAUCAGUAUAAAAAUCAAUUAUUUAUAAGUGUAAUAUAUCACUUGAAAGUGCUAUUACCUUUCCACUAUUGUCUAUUAUGAAACUUAAUUCUCUACUGUGAGAAGUUUAGUGCAAAAUCAUCUUUUGAAUAUUUUUGCUAGCUCGGUUAUUUCCGAGAUGUAGCAUUUGUCUAAAAUAAUAUAUUUCUGAGAAUUUUACUUUUAGUUUUUCCAAUAUGCACCAACUUGCGAAUAAAGUAAGAGCUCAUCUGAUUUC
Molecule: messenger RNA, 4286 nt
Organism: Jatropha curcas
Lineage: Eukaryota; Viridiplantae; Streptophyta; Magnoliopsida; Malpighiales; Euphorbiaceae
Product: senescence-induced receptor-like serine/threonine-protein kinase
Biological process (GO): protein phosphorylation
Molecular function (GO): protein kinase activity; ATP binding; protein binding
Source: RefSeq, a predicted model, not a curated record